AGAUUUCAAUAUGGCGACAGAUGUAUUGCAGAUAAACAAUAUAAGCUAACAAGCUGCUGUCAUAACCUGUGAAAUUGUGAUAUCUUGAAGAAUAGUAUGCAGGAAACCAACGAGUCAAUAUUGGUAGAAACGUAUAGAAAACUUCAGUAAUGGAUACACGGGGUAUAGAACAGAUGUUUGACUUCCAGCGGUUGCCAAGUGAUGGUUUGAUCCUGUUGCUGCUGCUGCUGUACUCUCCAGUAGGCUUUUGCCUGAUGUUGCUGCGAAUAUUUAUUGGUGUCCAUGUAUUUCUAGUGAGCUGUGCACUUCCUGACAGUUUUGUAAGAAGAUUUGUAGUACGAGUCAUGUGCUCUGUAUUGGGCCUGCAUAUAAGACAGAACAGCCCUCGCUUAAGAGACAAAAAUGUCAAGCUGUAUGUCUGCAAUCAUGUAACCCAGUUUGACCACAACAUUAUUAACCUCCUUACCUCCUGCAACACUCCUUUAUUGGAGGGCCCUUCGGGCUUUAUGUGCUGGGCCCGGGGUUUCAUGGAGCUGGGUGGUGGUGUGGCGAGCAAGGCCGAGCUGGCAGACACCUUGCGUGGGUACUGCUCUGCCCCGGCAACAACCCCCCUGCUGCUCUUCCCAGAGGAAGACACCACCAACGGCCGUGCCGGCCUCCUCAGAUUCAGCCCCUGGUCUUUCUCUCUGUCAGACUCUGUUCAGCCUGUGGCCUUGACAGUGAAGAGGCCUCUCUUAGCUGUGAAUGUACCGGAUUCUUCUUGGCUGGCAGAAUUGCUGUGGACGUUUUUUGUCCCAUUUACAGUGUAUCAAGUAAGAUGGCUUCUUCCAGUGCUUAGACAAAAUGGAGAAUCACAUCAAGAAUUAGCCAACAGAGUCCAAGAGCUUCUGGCCACUGAGCUUGGUGUGGUCUCGACCCAGAUCACCAAGGCAGACAAAGCAGAACACAUCAAAAGGAAAAGGCACAUAGCCCCACACACCACACGCUCUAAUUUGGGUGCCAGACCUCGUACUGUGCCUCAGGUUUUUCUAGGUCCUAGCCCAGGGGCAGAAGAUCCUAGAGUGAUGCGCAUGGUGCAUCAGGUGAAGGAAGUCCUACCUGACGUCCCUCUUAGUGUUAUUACCAGAGAUCUGUUGCGAACAAACUGUGUGGAUACAACUAUUACCAACCUGCUGGAAAGCACUGAGCAGUAUCAUACAGAGCCUGCAGAGGGCGCUACAUCAGGCCCAGCGCGACCUCGAACUUCCAUCACUCCUUCUAUUGCUGUCCCCCCAGCCACUCUAAAGCCAGCUGCCAAAUCUUUUGGGAGAUCGCCAGCAGACAGACACAUGUCUUUACAGGAUAGAAAAACGGCCUUGUAUGAAUAUGCAAGAAGACGUUACAUUGAGAAGCAUGGACUGAAUGUAGAGGAAGACUCAUGAGUACGGACAAAUCGCUUCCCAAGGAUUUGUUUCUGGAAAGACAGCCGAUUUCACUCACACUGUUACUGAGACAAGGAGAAGAAAUUAUUGUGUUGACUUUACCCAAAACAUUUGUGUUAACCAGACAUCCAGAGAAAGAAAAUUGGAGAUAAGUUGGAAUCAGUGGAUUUUUUUAAUCCUCUUGCAUGGCAAUCAUGCAUGUCUUUUUAAUUAUUUCUCUCUACGACAGAAAAAGAAAAAAUAUUAUUUUGGUAAACAAUUUGUACUGCGCCGCAGUGACAGUGGAACAUCUCAUAUUAUUUUUAUAAAGUUCAGAAUUGGAAAGCAGGGGUUUGACAUUGUGUGGUACCAAAUAAAACUGUUUGAAGUUAUGUUGUAAGGAAGUGUUAAUUCCGUGUCAGCUUUUAAAGACAUUAAAGAUCAUUUAUAAAUGUAAAA
Molecule: messenger RNA, 1859 nt
Organism: Electrophorus electricus (electric eel)
Lineage: Eukaryota; Metazoa; Chordata; Actinopteri; Gymnotiformes; Gymnotidae
Gene: aup1
Product: AUP1 lipid droplet regulating VLDL assembly factor
Biological process (GO): ERAD pathway
Cellular component (GO): endoplasmic reticulum membrane
Molecular function (GO): ubiquitin binding
Source: RefSeq, a predicted model, not a curated record